UUUCAAUCAAACACACUCUUAAUGUUUUUUCUUCUCAUUGUAGUGGUUUCAGAAACGAGAUAACAAAGCCAUGCUUGAAGCCUUGGAAAAAAUCAAAGCAGAACUGAUGCUACUAGGUUUUAUAUCGUUACUCUUGACAUUUGGUACAUCCUAUAUUGCCAAGAUAUGUGUGCCAAAACAUAUUGGAGAUCAAUGGCAUCCAUGUGAUAAAAAGGAUAAGGGAGAUAAAGAAGAUGGUGAAGAUGAAGAUGGACGUCGAAAAUUGUUGUCUUAUGCUGGAGAAUUAAUUUGGCGUCGAGCUUUGGCAGCUGAAACUGAUGAAACCGACACGUGCUCUAAAAAGGGGAAGGUAUCCUUGAUAUCAUACUCAGGAGUGCACCAACUGCAUAUUUUUAUAUUUGUUCUUGCAGUUAUGCAUGUUCUUUACAGUGUCAUCCUCAUGGGCUUGGGCUAUGCCAAAAUGAAGAAGUGGAAAGCAUGGGAAUUGGAAACAACCUCCUUGGAAUAUGAAUUCACAAAUGAUCCAGCUAGAUUUAGAUUUGCUCAUCAAACAUCCUUUGUGAGGCGACAUGGGGGAAUCAGUAGUACACCUGGGAUUAGAUGGAUUGUAGCAUUUUUCAGACAAUUUUUUGGAUCAAUAUCCAGGGUGGAUUACAUGGCCAUCCGCAAUGGAUUUAUCAAUGGAGCAAUUUCGCUUUUCCUAAUAUUGAGAAGAGAAGCAAAUCAGUUUAGUGGUUUUUCCUGCAGUGUGGCUGAUGGAGGUCUAGUUUGGCAAAGCCACUGGGGAGGUAAAACUCACUCUUAG
This is a messenger RNA of Olea europaea var. sylvestris, 805 nucleotides long. RefSeq names its product MLO protein homolog 1-like. NCBI's taxonomy places the organism in Eukaryota, Viridiplantae, Streptophyta, Magnoliopsida, Lamiales, Oleaceae. Gene Ontology annotation, cellular component: membrane. Gene Ontology annotation, biological process: defense response. The record is from RefSeq and is a predicted model, not a curated record. The transcript is spliced from 7 exons. Bases 71 to 805 code for a protein of 244 amino acids.